This is a messenger RNA of Elaeis guineensis (African oil palm), 2502 nucleotides long. Lineage: Eukaryota; Viridiplantae; Streptophyta; Magnoliopsida; Arecales; Arecaceae. The record is from RefSeq and is a predicted model, not a curated record.
UCCUACCAUUUAUUUAUGGUUUUGUGCUGACCACUCUUAAAAAAAAGAAGCUAUGAAUCCGGUGAAACUGAUAUUCUGCACCCACCCUGUUGUUACUCCCACGCUUCCACCUAUAGUUUCGUGUGAUGACCAAGUGAGAGCUUUGGGGUGAGAAUAUCAGAACUCUAACAUUCGAACCGUCCCUCUACUGAGUGUUGGGGAAGCACACGGCUCUACUCUCUCGGCCCAGCUGGUUUGGCAGUUGAGGUAUCUGUCCGUGCUUAUACCUUGGUAAAAUGGGAGGCAACAUCAAUUGACUGCCUUUGCCUCUAGAGUAUCGUGUAAUACUUGUGAAGUAGCUGGUUGACAUGAAAUGGCGGCCGAUGUUGGUCAGGCUUAUUAUGGAUGGUCACAGGAGGAGUUAUCUGAUCAAGAUGAUUCACAAGAAGCUUCAGUCUCACAAAUGCUUGAUCACGGUUCUAUAUCCUUUGGAAGAUUUGCAGCUGAGUCAUUGUCAUGGGAGAAAAGGUCAGUGUUUACUCACGACAGGCGCCAGGAGGAACUGGAGAAAUUUAGUGGCUUAGUUGCCAAAAAGAAAGCAUACUUUGAAGAAUACUAUAGAAGGCUUCGAGCUUUAAAGGCCUUGCAGCAGAACCAGCAAACUGAGCUCACAUUGGAUUAUGGUGGUGAUGGUAGUAAUUCUAGCCAAACUGGAGAAGAUGAUGAAACAGCUUUGCAGCACGGAAGUCUUAGAGAUGGGGCAGCAGAAACUAUGGAUGUCCCUUCAGGAGAACCCGAAAAAGCACUAACCUUCAAGCAGGAUACGAAGUGCAGUGAAACUCUUCAAACUAGACAGUGGUAUCGAGGAUCCACAACAUCAAAUAUCGACUCACUGGGAAGAAGCAUGGGAAAAAUUGAGCUGGAGAAAAAUUCUAACAUUGCUUUGAUACAAGACCUGGACAGAGAAUCCUUGUCGUCAUUAUCCAGAAGCAUGGAAGAGAUUGAACAGAAUGAUAUCAGUAGUGUUGAUGACAAAGAGAUUCUGAGGGAACAAGAGAGUCCAGGGUCUAAUAUUGAACCUGAGCCUGCUCCCAAUGGGUCUGUGUCAGACCUGACAAAUACUAGACCUGGAGACUUGCAGCUUGCGCUGGAUCACAACUUGAUACCAGACAAAACCAAACUGGCUGUUGAGAAACCCCCAGACUGUAAAUCAGUUCCUGAAGUGAAGAAGGAGCCUGUCGCUUCAAUUAGGACUGGCCCUGAUCUAAAACAUGGAACAAGGACAGAAGUGGUUAAGUUGUCAAGGGGAGACAAACAUUCACAACAGAAGCUAAUUGGCAAGGCAGAUAGCAGUCUCCAUUCAGGCAAGGCAACUGCUAAUGAAGUUGCAAGCAACAAUAAAUCUGCCUCGGUUGCUUUGCAUGGAUCAGUUACAGAAGUAUGUUCAAAUAUUACCAAUGCACGCCCAUUUUCUCUUGCCAUGGAAAGAAGAUCAGGCAAUAGGGAAAGUGCAGUGAGAUUGGAUUCCAAAACACCCAGCAGCUUUGCAUCAUCACGAAAUCAGGCAAAUUGUGGGUCAAGUGUGCAGGGUGGUUCAAAAAGUAUGAACACAACCUGUAGUGCGAAGAGCCGAGGACUAAAAAUUAAAAGCGACCGCAAGGAAGUGAUUAGAAAAACUUUGACAUCGGAGAGCGAGGGCGCCCGCCUGAAGGGCAGAGCUGCCCAGGUUGUCAGACAAUCAAAGUCCAGUUCUAUUAACCUUCUGGCAAGGAACAAGUCUAAUUCUGAUGCUGGGCCUCAAGUUCAGCUCACAAAUACCCUCCAAAGGAACAAAUCAAAGGAGGAAAAAGAGGACAGAAGGUUGAAGAGGCCUCAAGGACCUAGUACCAAGAUUGUUGCUCCUUUUACUGGAAAUCUCGUUACAGGAAAUAAAAAGGCAUUUCCAGCCCAGACUGGUGAGCAAUCAAAUAAUGGGAGGAAACUGCAAGUAAAUAAUAUGUUGCAGGAUGGGAGGAAGCCAACGUAUGCUACCAUUUUGCACUCUUUGAAGUCUGAAGCUUACAUUGCUGCUUAUGUUGUUGUUCUCGUCUUUUCCUUAAAACAGUAUCAUUUGGGUUGUGAUACAGGCGAGAAACACCACGGUGGCGAUGACUUGUCUGAAGAUGCAAGCCUCAUGUGUUCCGAUUAAAAGGUACCGAUCAUCAGAUAGCUGCAAUCAUGCAUAGUGUAGCGUCACCACCUGUCUGCUGAGUGUGGUUUACUAUUUAUAGUACCUGUUUUUCUCUCCUAGUUAAGCUGCUGUAUCAUAUAUGCCUUAAAGGCUGUGAGUUAUAUGUUGAGUCGCUUUAAAUAGGCAAGUCCUGCAGCUAGAAGUGCCAUUGGAUAUUCAAACAUGGUAUAUGGGUAAAAGAGAAGGGAAUGAACUUGAAUCUCUGAGCACAAUAUACUAUCAAACUUCUCUUUCUAGUUUUGAUUGAUGUGGUGAUCAUGUAAUUUGGAAUGUACAGUAGGUCAGUGGAUUCA